This is a messenger RNA of Pogonomyrmex barbatus (red harvester ant), 1553 nucleotides long. RefSeq lists its product as uncharacterized. The record is from RefSeq and is a predicted model, not a curated record. NCBI's taxonomy places the organism in Eukaryota, Metazoa, Arthropoda, Insecta, Hymenoptera, Formicidae. Gene Ontology annotation, molecular function: oxidoreductase activity.
AUCUGGGAUAUGUAACUGGGAUUGUAUAGCAUGUGAAGUGUUUCAGAACGUCAGGAAAGUUGUGGACAAUCGUUUCGUAGGCACGGAGUUCUCUUCAGUAUCACGGUAACCGGUUUGGCAGAAAGACACGCUACCUUCUGCAACGUGAAAUCAGUGUAUCUCAGUGUACCUGUUUUUAAUUUUUCGUUAUGUCUGUUGUUAAAAAUCUACGAAACAGUGAAACAAAAAAGAAACAUAUCGAUGAUGUUCAAACGCAGACAGUGGACGAACAUUUUAAAUUAAUUCUAGAGGAUAAGAGUACAUAUGAUCCUGACUCGCCUGACGUAACAUUUAACGAUCUGCCAGAUUGGUAUAAUGAUAAAUUAUACAAAAAAGGUCAAAGCUUUUAUAUGCAAAAUUUCUUAUCAAUGGUAGUGGCUAACACAGUGGGACUUAUUGUAGUACUUUCAGUGCCGGAAAUACUAAAGGUACUUCAGUACACAAAACGAAGUUCUACGCCUCAUGCAGCUUUUAAAAGAUAUAUCGAAACUCUAUUACACAUGUAUAAUUUAGCUACGAACGAUCCACAGGAUACAAAUUCUAAAUGGUAUAAAUCGAUGAAUGCAAUUCGUUGGUAUCAUAAAAUGGCCACCAGAAGAACAAAGAAUUCCGGUAUUGGGGAAAUUUCUCAAAGAGAUAUGGUACUUACUCAAUUCGCAUUUGUGGGAUAUGCUUUGGUUAGUCCUACAUAUUUCGGAUUGCGCAGUACACCGGAGGAAGAAGAAGCAUUUAAUCAUUUAUGGCGUGUAAACGGUUACAUGUUAGGAAUUCCUGAUAGAUUUAAUUUGUGUCGCAAAGAUGCAAAAGAAACUAUCCAAUUAUGUGAAAAAAUUAAAGGUUUGUAUGUAAAUUAUUUGACAAACAUUCCAUCUGAAUUUAACGAUGUAAUGAGAAAUGCAAUAGAUGCAUUAUGGUAUUUUGAUAUCACAAUAAACACAGAUGCUGUCUUAUAUUUCACCUAUCUACUUCAUGGCAUCAAAUAUAAAGAGCUUGGAUGGUAUAGUUGGUUAAAUUUAAAAUAUCGUGAGCUGAUUAUUAAACUGUAUUAUGUACCUUAUAUCGGCACAAUAUUAAGAAUAUGCUAUAACUAUUUGAUUCAUUUCCUGAUUUGGAAUGUACAACAUUUUCCUAUACUUGCAUGGAUAAAAUUUGGGAAGCAGAAUGUUCGACUGAAUUUAUAUCCUAAACAUUAGUAGCUCUAAUUUCAGAGAUGGUUUAUAUACAGACUAGACAUUACAAGCGCGCGCUAUUUAUCUUUUUCAACACAAGAGCAAAAAUUAAUAUAAUACCAUUAUACUACUGUUACACUAUUUUUAACUUUUUAAUAUACAAUUAUCAAAACGAUCUUCUGUGAGAUCAAUACAAUGACUAGCUAUUCAUGAAGUUAGCGCAGCGAGAGAAUCACCUUUUCGAUAUCACGGAAAAGCGACAACAAUAAAGUUCGAGAAAUGCGAGACAAUCGAUGUCAUGCUUUUUUUAGAAAGGGGAGAAUAAAUAAAGUUUUUUUAAAUUAC